Messenger RNA from Mugil cephalus (flathead mullet), 2422 nucleotides. It is a transcript of the gene cdx1b, whose product is annotated as caudal type homeobox 1 b. NCBI's taxonomy places the organism in Eukaryota, Metazoa, Chordata, Actinopteri, Mugiliformes, Mugilidae. The record is from RefSeq and is a predicted model, not a curated record. Bases 228 to 1130 code for a protein of 300 amino acids. Gene Ontology annotation, cellular component: nucleus. Gene Ontology annotation, molecular function: DNA-binding transcription factor activity, RNA polymerase II-specific; RNA polymerase II transcription regulatory region sequence-specific DNA binding. Gene Ontology annotation, biological process: anterior/posterior axis specification; regulation of transcription by RNA polymerase II; cell differentiation. The transcript has 4 exons.
GAGAGGUAGAGGUAGAGAGAGAUAGAGGUGUAGAGACGUGUAGAGGUGUAGAGAGGUGUAGAGAGGUGCAGCUCCAUAGAGGCAGCAGGUGGAGGUGUGGACAGGUAACCUCCGUUCCUCCCGGUUUCUCCUCCGUUCCUCCCGUUCCUCCCGUUCCUCCCGUUCCUCCCGUACCUGACCAGGUGAGUCGGGCUGGUCCUCGGAGCUCCGUCCUCUCACCUGUCGACAUGUACGUCAGUUACCUGCAGCUGGACAAGGAGCCCUCCGCCAUGUACCAGACCCCCCGCCACCACCCGGGCCUCAGCCCGCAGAACUUCCCCGCUCCCCCGCCGCAGUACUCGGACUUCACGGGCUACCACCACCACCACCACCACCACCACGGCCUGGCCGGCCCGGACCCGCAGCAGAGCGGGCCCGGGGCCGGAGGCUGGAGCCCGGCCUACCCGCCUCCUCCCGCUCCUCCUCCUGCGGCGGCGGCUCGGGAUGACUGGUCCUCGCAUCACUACGCGGCGGCGGCGGCGGCAGCGGCGGCGGCGGCGGCCGGGGGCCCCCCGCCUCCUCCGGGGGCCUCCGCCGUGGGGCCCAGUCUGGGCUUCAGCCCCCCGGAGUUCCCCGGGGCUCCGCCCGCGCUGCUCCCCGCAUCCCUCAACGCCUCCGCGGGGCAGCUGUCCCCCGCAUCCCCGCGAAGGAGGAACCCCUACGACUGGAUCCGGAGCUCCGCACCGGCCCCCAACCCGAACGGGAAGACACGAACCAAAGACAAGUACCGGGUGGUUUAUACCGACCACCAGCGUCUGGAGCUGGAGAAGGAGUUUCACUACAGCAAGUACAUCACCAUCCGGAGGAAGGCGGAGCUCGCCACGGCUCUCAACCUGUCUGAGCGACAGGUGAAGAUCUGGUUCCAGAACCGUCGAGCGAAGGAGCGAAAGAUCAGCAAGAAGAAGCUCCAGCAGCCGGCGUCCUCCACGACCACGGCCACGCCUCCCACCGGUGGAGGUGGAGGAGGUGGAGGAGGUGGAGGUCUCCACGGCAACGGUGGCAGCAGCGUCGCCAUGGUGACGAGCAGCAGUGGCAGCAACGGGCUGGUGUCUCCGUCUUCUCUGGCUCUGAACAUCAAGGAGGAGUACUGAAGGAGGACGGACUAAAACACAAACUGAAACUCUUCGUCAUCUUCAAAGACAAAACUCAGACGGAGGUGACGCAGCCAGCAGCCGCUCUUCUUCUUCUUCUUCUUCAUUAAUAAUCAGGCUGCAGCUGACUGUGUCCUCAGGUCUUCACGUUAUUCUAACUCGUAGAGUCUCAGAUGUUCAGAGAACGUCCAGAUUAAUAAUAUUCCAUGUGAUGGAUCAGAGCAGCUGUGAAAACAGAGUUUAUCUGUGAUACUGUUUGUUUUUAACUGUAACUCUAUAAUCAGGGAAAUGUUCAGGGUUAAUCCACUUUCUAUCUAUUUGUUUUAGUUUGAUCCUCUGACAGAAACAGCCACAAACAAACCUGAACGAUCGGUGUGUUCAUUCUACUACAAUACCCAUGAGCCUCAGCGACCGGCUCGGCCCAGAGCCUCCAGAUAAACCUUCGGUGGUGGAGGUGUAGCAUUUCAUGAAGUCUUCUUCUCUGGAGCUGGACUCAGUUCACAUCCAACAUGGCCGACCGUUGUGUUCCCGUCCCUUCAGGACCACGUCUCCACGAGGAAACACUUCAGGGAUCAAUCAUGAACGGUUCAGAGCUUUAACUCCUCGUUCCUGCAGCUUCACCAUCGUCCAACAAGCGUUUCCAGACGUCUUUGGUUGAGCUGGUGUCCUGAUAAUAUUCUCAUUAACUCAUAAUGUACCUGCAGCUCUUCACUAAAAUCCUCCAGUAACAGUUUAUUUCUAGUCGAAGGUUUUAAAGUGUCAGAAUAUUGAAGGUUUGUUUCUGCAGCUCAUUGAUGAGAACAAGUCUCAGAAACCGGGUUCAUACCCGGGAAACUUUAAACCUACAUAAAGUUGGAUCUGUUUAAAGCUGCUUCCUCUCAGACACAGAGACACUCGGUUAAGAUAAAACCGUUUAUUAAAUCAACAAGAGCAAAAACAGGUUCAGACUCAUAAAUGAAAUAAAUCUAUCCAACACAUGAAUUAGUCAAUAAUUACAGCCGCAGAUUAAUCAACUAAUUAACUCACUGAUUAAAUCCUGCAGCUUUACAGCAUCAAAAAAUAAAUAACCAGAAAGAGGAAGUGGCGUCUUUUACAUGAGAGUCACCAACAUCAACACUGGUCCCUUUACUCCUUUUAUUCCUUUUAUUCCUUUUUAUUUAAGAGUAUCAGACUUUUCUUUCCUGCUAAACGUCCAGUAAAUGUUUUGUAAAUGAUGUGAUCUCAGACUUUAUCACGUGUAUAUUUUCAAAUAUAAUUUGUAUUAAAAAGGAAAAAGUUUCUUUAUUGUAAAA